CAGCUCUGCUUGAGAAGAGCAGCUGGAAUCCACUAUUAUCAACCCACCAGCAGAGCCUUCCUGUGCGCCCUUGCCAGGCCCCUUUCCUGCUGCGUGGAGUGGCUGCCCCUGUUCCUGGGGGUUUAUCAGCGGAAGCAGAGCGUCUCCAUCAACCGGAGGCCGUGCCGCUUAUCGCUGUACACUGUGGCACUGCAGGCUGGUGCUAGCGCUUUCAAAUGCCAUCAGCUCUGACCCACAGGAGUUUCAAUCAACUGCUGCACAAAGGUGUGGGAGCUUUGUUUCCUCUUUAACCACAAAGCAGGAGCAGAAAUGAAAACGUAAGAGAACUCUGAAAUGCCCAGCCUGGUCUGGGGGCUGCAAGACAGACGCUAAAACCCCUUAACGGCCACAAGACGAAGCUGCAAGAGCCCUGCAUGGUCCCUGGGAGAGGGGAGGUUUCACUGGGUCUGCAGCUCUCCUGCCCCUCAUUCCUGUUUCUGCGACAAGACGAUAUCUUCUCACUCUGCACUGCCAGAAAGCACCUGGAACCAGGGGGUGGGAAAAGACCUUGGAUCUCACACAGAGCCACUUGGGUGGAAGGAUGCCUGACACAAGAGGUCAGGAGUUCAGUUUACAAUGAACCAAAUUCAAACUGCAUCAAAUCCAACCACAUUUGUUAUUUCCAGGAAUAUUCUGGAGCAGGAAGGAGGCCCAAAUGAGUCACUCCAACCAUCAUGUAGCUCUGAUGAUGAAGUACGGCCCCAAUUGACUGUGGAUGAGGAUCUGCACGCCCCUCCCUGUCCUGUGUUUGGUGCUGGAGCUGAGGCUCUGCAUGGGCAACGCAUUCUCGUGCAUGUCGUGACAGCAGGGACAGCCCGGUGCUUCCGAGAGUUAAGGACUAACAGAAGGAAAUGCGUAGGCAGGGUGACUAACACUGCCUUUCUCACCGGGCUCCCAACAGAGCAGAGCACCGCUGGAUUCUGCACCGGGAUGGGGACCCUCGGGAUCCGGCGGCUGCCGUGCAGGCUUGUGCUGGGCUGCGCCUUCUGGGGCCUCUGCCUGGGCUCUCCAGACUACGAUGAUUACUCCCAGAACAGCACCUAUGAGCAGGUGACGACGCCAGAGAUCACACCGUGUCCCCGAGCCAUCCCUGGGGAAAAGGCGACCAUAAACAACGUCACAUACCUGCUGAUACAUGAGGCCAUUCAUUCUCAGCUGGGCAGCGUGGUCACCGUGCGGCUCAUCCCCUGCCUCUACACCCUCGUCUUCCUGGUGGGGCUGCCUUCCAACGGGCUGGCCCUGUGGGUCCUGGCCACCAGGGCUGAAAAGCUGACCUCCACGGUCUUCCUGAUGAACCUGGCCGUAGCAGACCUGCUGCUCAUCCUGGUGCUGCCCUUCAAGAUUUUCUACUACUUCCUGGGUAACAACUGGCCUUUUGGGGAAGGCCUGUGCCGGCUCACUACAGCUUUCUUCUACGGGAACAUGUACUGCUCGGUGCUGCUGCUCACCUGCAUCAGUGUCGACCGGUACCUGGCUGUGGUGCACCCUUUCUUUUCCCGCUCGUUCCGCACCCCUGCCUUCGCUGCCUGCACCUGCAGUGCCAUCUGGCUCUGCGCUGCCGCCCUCACCCUGCCCCUCACCCUGCAGCAGCAGUCGUAUCCCCUCUACCGAGCAGACAUCACUCUCUGCCACGACGUUCUCCCCAGGCAUGAGGAUGACGGGUAUUACUUCUACUACUUCAUCUGCCUGAUCGCCUGCGCUUUCCUUGUUCCUCUAGUGGUGAUGCUCUUCAGCUACUGCUCAGUCCUGCACACCCUCCUGGACAGCGGGAAGCGGUAUUCCUACUCUGUGAAGCUAACAGCUCUCGUGCUGUUCACGCUUGUGGCCUUCUACACACCCAGCAAUGUUCUCCUCCUUGUCCAUUACUCCAGCUACAACUCCAAGCUGUACGGCAACCUGUACAUCAGCUACAUGGUGAGCCUGGCCAUCAGCACCUUCAACAGCUGCGCCGAUCCCUUUGUCUACUACUAUGUUUCAGAAGAUUUUCGGGAUAAGGUGAGGAGGAGAUUCUUCAGUCACAGGAAACAAACCACCACAUCCUUAAAAACGUCCAAGGAAACCCUCCCUCAGAAAAGCUCCAAGGAGUCUCUGGUGUAAGCCUCCAUUCCCACUCCCUGCUCCCAGGGCACUUGCAGUGCACAGUGGGGAGGAGAGAAAGACAGCGCUGGGGUCUCACAAGUUUUACCCAGAGCAGGGAGCCAUAUCUCCCAGGAGACAAGUCCUUUCUCCUGUCUGCAUAGCUAAAACUGAACAGACCUAAGCCACGAGAUUCCUGGCGAGGUGUGGAGUCCAGACAGGACGUGGAGCGCUGAACAUGUAUUGAUCUGCUACUGGGAUUCUACAAGCAACUUCUCAGUUGGUCACUUACUGCCAGGAAUGCUCUUCCCAGCACACCUACAUCUGGUUUCCUAAUGCUCCUUGAAGCCUGAUCGCUCUCCGCACGCUCUCUCUUUCUCUGCUACUGACUUGCUCGCUGUCCUUGACCACGUAUUCCCUCCACCUACAACUGAAAAAGAACAGGCACUUGCAAAACUGAAUUUCUAAACAUUACAAAAGUUCUAGGAGGUACCUACGGCAAAGGUGCUCUCCUGAGCUAAAAUGUUCUGUCAGGAGAACACAGAGCCCUGGCUUUUCUAGACAAUACAUCCCAGGCUGGAUUAGGCAGCAACACCAGCCUAAGUUCAGCCCCUCGCUGGUGCCACGUGCAAAAAUCCCAGCCACUCAUCCCUGCUUUUGCCAAUGCCCCUGGCCAUCCACCAUCCUUUGGGGCAAAUGUUGUAUUAAUGGAUUUUCUGAAAAAAUUGUGUCUUUUGAAGGGAAAUAUUAAAGAAGGAAUUGAGAAACUCCAUUCUUCCUUUGUGUCGUGCCCCACACAACCAAGAGCUGUCUCUUUGGAAGCAGGCAACUGAGCUUGCUGUUUACGGGAACUUGUUGUAGAUUGGACAAACUGCAGCCGGCUCAUCUCUCCGUCACCGCCAGGGCAGGUCCCAGAAAGCAACAAGGUAGAAAAUGAGUGAUAAAACUCCUUAGAGCUCCUGGAUUCUUUAGUUUUGCUGGUACAGUCGUGACUUCUGUCCUCACCAUAACCUAUGAUCAAAACAAACAUACAGCCUACAGUGCGAAUAAGAGGCAGGCAAGAUUGUCUGAA
Messenger RNA from Cuculus canorus (common cuckoo), 3187 nucleotides. RefSeq names its product F2R like thrombin or trypsin receptor 3 (gene F2RL3). Gene Ontology annotation, biological process: positive regulation of Rho protein signal transduction; phospholipase C-activating G protein-coupled receptor signaling pathway; blood coagulation. NCBI's taxonomy places the organism in Eukaryota, Metazoa, Chordata, Aves, Cuculiformes, Cuculidae. Gene Ontology annotation, cellular component: membrane. The transcript is spliced from 2 exons. The record is from RefSeq and is a predicted model, not a curated record. Gene Ontology annotation, molecular function: thrombin-activated receptor activity. The coding region runs from base 616 to 2136 and encodes 506 amino acids.